Molecule: messenger RNA, 1795 nt
Organism: Bufo gargarizans (Asiatic toad)
Lineage: Eukaryota; Metazoa; Chordata; Amphibia; Anura; Bufonidae
Exons: 2
Coding region: 190-1581 (463 amino acids)
Source: RefSeq, a predicted model, not a curated record
CAGCGGCCUCUGCUCUCAUAGGAUCGUUUCCUUUGCAGGUUUUUUCUCUCAGUGCACAUCGGUUCUUACUCCCUGGCUGGGGAAAUCACCUCUUGCCAGUGGAGUCGUUAGUGGAUUAAUAAGUGUUAGUUUUAUUAACCCUUACCUUCCCACACUAUUAUUAGAGGCAGGCUGCAGCCAAACAGCAUUAUGCCCAAUACCGAUUUCAGUGGGCAGGGCCCAGUGGAGGAUGACAUUCCCCAUGUGGAAUUAACCCCUUCUGGGGAGGAUUGCCAAUCAGUGUUGGCUCCUACAGGUAGUUCCCUGGCUUUUCAGUCAACCCUGUCUGAUGCCAUUGCAGCGGCUAUGGGUUCAAUGACUUCGGUCAUUUCCCAGACUAUCGCUCAGGCCCUUGCUGCCCAUCCAGCUGCCUCUCCUACCCCGCAGCCCGCUAUGGUUCCUAAACCAGCCGGGCCAGGGCCAGCCUCCAGAAAAAGAAAUAAGAAGGGUGAUGAUGUUUCCACCAAUGUUGGCGCGCCUGGUCCACGCAAGAGAGCCUGUACGCGUCAGGCAGAACGUACGCGCAAUUGGAAAAGUGCUAGAGCACUGCAAGAUUUGGAAUCCGACUCUGAGAUCGGAUCCGAGGAGGAGGCUUUAGAUGACGCCUUUGAGGAGGCAGAGGAGGACCCAUCAGGGGUCAUGGAUGAUAACCCCCUACCCGGGUGUAGCUCCCUAACGUCUGUUGCAGAAGGUAUGCCUGCAUCUUUGACGGAUCCGUCUGGGGAACCCUUGUUCGAUCCAGAUUCGCUCCACCACCCCCGCUCGGCUGAGUGGUUACCGUUGGAGCACGUUUCCAAAUAUUUGGAGGCUAGAGUGCGAUGUCCUCUUUCCAAAGAGGCUCGCAAUAAGCUUAGGGCGGAAUGCCCCAGACCUGUCAUCCCUAACAGGGUAUGCGAGACUCCGGCGGUCGAUCCCAAAAUGACGCAGUUCCUCUCCAAAUCCGAUUGGAACCCGCGUAGGGGUCUGGAGUCGGCGCUACGGUCCUGCCAGGAUAAACUCCUGGACAUAUUUGGCCCGCUAGCUAAGCUAUUUGACCUGGCGGAGGUCGCUAAAGCCGAGAACAAACAGGUUGAUCCGCUAGAGUUGCGCGAAUGGGUACAAAGGGCCAUUUGCGUAGCUGGGAACGUGAAUACGUCCUUAGCCAUAGAGAGGCGAAAGGCCAUUCUCUUCAAAAUUGAGCCAAAAUUGGCUAACCUAGCUCUUACGGAGGCUGGAAAGGAGGCCCAGGGCCUUUUAUUUGGAGAACCUUUCAUUAAGGACCUCGGGAGGUUUGUGGGGGCUUUUACGGCCCUAGACAAGGCCCAAUCCUCUAUGAAGAGGGUUUUUCACGGUAGGGUCUCUACCAGGGCCGGCAGCUUCAGGGGCCGCCUGUCCGGCCGUGCCCAGUUUCAGUCCCGUGGUUCGGGCCGAGGCUCCUUCUCCCAGAGGUCUUCCUUCCAGGAGCACAGACGAGAACAGUCUUCGUUCUUCCCUUCACGAGGAAGCUCCUGGCGUCCAAGAGGAUAUCGAGGGAAUCCGUCUUCUAGACGUCCCUACGGUUGAGUUCGGCCUAUUCGGUGGUAUCCGUUGGUCUACGUCCUGGUUCGGAGGGUCGGCAGUUUGAUUCCAGCCGAUCAUGUGAUGUGGACGGCUUCAGGAGAUUCUUCAGCGUUGUUCCUGUUGUUCCAGUUCGCUUCCGGAUGGAUGGCGCUUUGUUCCCAGGCUGUUCCGGUUCCUGGUUGGCGGUUCAGUUGGACUUUUUCGUGUUUGGACUUAC